Molecule: messenger RNA, 1461 nt
Organism: Tetrahymena thermophila SB210
Lineage: Eukaryota; Ciliophora; Oligohymenophorea; Hymenostomatida; Tetrahymenidae
Exons: 3
Source: RefSeq, a predicted model, not a curated record
AUGGCCCUCACAUUUACUCCUAAUAACCCAAUUAUUCCCUUGAGACUUGGUAUAAAGCACGAUCCACCUACCCUAGCUUUAGUUUAUAAAAGAAAGCAGCAAGAUAUUAAAGAAAGAAUUUACUCAAUAGUUCUUAAUGGAUUAGUAGAGUUGAGCGAUCCAAAAAUAAUAGCUCUUAAACUGUUUGAAGAGCAUGCACUGAUUCUAAAUGAGAAUGUUAUAGAUAUCGAUUAGGUUGAAAAAUUAGUGGCAGAACUCUAAAAAAGAUACGAAGAAAAGAAAGCACUAUAGUAAUUUAGCAACCCAAUAACCAAAGACAUGAUUUCUCCAAUUCACACUUAUCAAUCAGCAAACAAAAAUCCAUACAACAUCUAGGAUAAUGACACUGAUAUGUUCUUGGAUAACACAUAAACAAAUCCUCUACAAAGCAAUAAUUUUCAUCAUGAGAAUAAUGAAUCUAUAUAAAACGAAUACAACGAUUAAAGUUAUUAGCAACAAAACCUAUAGUCAAACUUAUUAACUUUGUAAACUCCUGUUCAGAAUAAUAAUAAUAUCAGCAAUAAUAACAAUGUAAGCAACUCUAUAGUAGAUUAGUUCAAUUAAAAUCAGUUAAGCGAUGAUGGUGAGUUAUUUAGCUCAGGAUAUAAUCCCAGUUUUUCGACAAAAGCAGGUUCUGCUAGUGAGUAAAAAAGAUAGAAGGUAAAAAGUAAGAAUGAAAAAAAUAAAAUGAAUCUUGGCGCCACUCAUAAAAACUUAAAUGAAUUAAUUCAAGGAAGUUCAGAAAAUAACAUGCAGCAAUACAUAAACAGCCAUUACAACUACGGCUAAAGAAAAAAUAAUAACAAUGAGGCAAAUUAUUUAAAUGAAAAUAAUCUCGACAACGAGUUUAUAGAUGAGUAGCAGCUAUAUAAUAACAACAUCAAUAACGAUUACAAUGAAGAUUAUCAUGAUCUAAUGAAUGAAGAUAAUUACUUGUACUAAAAUAAUAACAACAAUUAUAACACCCAACACAUAUAAAUUCCUUAAAGCAUUCAAGGUAAUAGCAAUAACACCAAUUUUCCUAACAAGAAAAAUAACUAGAAUAAUUAAAUGUGGCCAUAAAACAAUACUCAAAACACAAUUUAUCCUUUUUAAAACAACAACAUGAAGGGAUACAUAGAUACGUAAAUGGAUUACCAAUAGAAUUUUAAUAAUUAUUAGGAUAAUUUUGCAAUUAAUAAUAAUUACUAAAACAACAAUGCAUAGUAUUAAAAUAAUCUGAAUAACUUUAACUAAGCAUCAAAUGCUCCCUUCUUUUCUAAAAGAUAAUCUUAAUCCAUGGGAAAUCAAUAAGCUUAUGAGCCUUAAUUUGAUAAUAACUCUAAAAAAAGAAGGAGUAAAUUAGGUGAAUUGAGGGAAUUAGCUAAUUAACACAGAGAUAUUAAUGGAAAUGUAAUUGAUGACUAACUUGAGGUUAUUUGA